This is a messenger RNA of Zingiber officinale, 2498 nucleotides long. RefSeq names its product SNAP25 homologous protein SNAP33-like. The record is from RefSeq and is a predicted model, not a curated record. The transcript is spliced from 5 exons. The coding region runs from base 1519 to 2337 and encodes 272 amino acids. NCBI's taxonomy places the organism in Eukaryota, Viridiplantae, Streptophyta, Magnoliopsida, Zingiberales, Zingiberaceae. Gene Ontology annotation, cellular component: plasma membrane; SNARE complex. Gene Ontology annotation, molecular function: SNAP receptor activity.
UUCUUGCGCGAUACCAACUGUGUCCCGUUUUUGUUCGGCGUUGUGUUGUAUCUGAUUGCCUUCUCAAUUACCUGAUUUUUUUUAGCAUUCUUGAUGUCUAUUCUUAGUUCUUAUUGAUGAUUUUUUUUUUGUGAUCUCCAAGUCUGCGCUUAGAUUGUUAAGUUUAUCUCCAAAUUACUCUUAGCUUUUUUUUUUAUCGAAUGCUACCAAAAGCCUAUUGUUUCUUAUUUCCAAUCUUGCUAGUUUGUUUGAGUCACAGAAGUGGGAUCAGUUUCCUAUUAAGUUUUUGCACUCGAAGUGUUUCUUUUUAAGUCUAAUCGAACUGAAUUUUACUUUUUCUUGGCUUGCUACUUGCUUUCCUUCUUAAACAAUAAGUUUCCUUCUUGUUACCUGAUAAGAAAUCACCAUAAUUACUUGUACUACGUUUCAUAUACUCGUCUUUCUAGGUUGUGCUAUCCAUAUGAUCUCAAAAAAUGGUUAUUUAUUAAUAAAUGAAAAUGUGUUAUAGAUCUAUAGUAAUGUUAGUACAGGAUUGAUGAAUGAUACUUGACGAAAAGUAGAACAGAGAGACGUAUCAGUCUUGGAAUAACAUGGUUUGAGGAACUAUCAGAUCUAGAUGCUAAUCUGUUUCUGCACCAUCAUUCACAACCUCCACAUAUUCAUGAGGCGUCCUGUUUAUAUAAUUUUUCAAAUUUAAUUCCAUUAUCUGUUUCUAAGGUUUGAUGACGAUGAAUUGCAGAUAUCCGUUUCUUUUCUAAAUGAAUGUAUUCAUUAAUGUUUUUAUUAGCCAAAAAUGACGGAAUUUUCAUACAUAAUAUUUUAUGUUCUCAUAUUCCAUAUUCUCCGUGCAAUGCCAAUCUCAUAUGUAAAUUGCUGCCUCCAAUUUACUGGAAAGAAUAUGUCACUGUUCUAUGCAAUUUCCUAUCGUUCCCUUAUUGUGCUUUCAUCAUGUUCCAUAUACUCCAUGCAAUGGUAGUCUCUUUAGCCCGUGGGUACAGUGUGAUAGUUAAAUGUAAGAUGGGCUCUUAUGCAACGAGCGUUUGAAUCUCUCAUAUAGGGUAAAUCAUACCCCCGUGGUGUUCGAACCACUUGUUAUGUUGGUCAUGAUGUUGGGCUGUCCGCCAAGACUUAUUUAUGCUUUUCGGAUUUAUCAUGGUAAUCGACAGAAAAUUUCCAUAGAUCAGACUGGUCACCGAUUAGUGAAGAGUUGGAUGCCUGAAUAUAUAUAUAUAUAUAUAUAUAUAUAUACUCCAUGCAAUGCUAGUCUCAUCCAUAACUAACUGCCUCCAAUUUUCUGGAAAUAUUGCUCCAUAUGUGCCAAUAUCCAAUUGACCUACGAUAAUCUUCAGUAUACACUAGACUGCACUGGUGUUAGCUGCAUCUUCCAACUGUUUUCCUAGUUGUUGUUCUGAUUAAACUAUUUUAUUCUAUUACAUUGAAAUUAUGGGGUUCCUUUUUAGAUUUCUUUUUCUCAGGACUGAGUUCAUCAUCCGUUGCUUUCAGUGAGUCCAAGUUAGGAUGAGUGCACGCAAGGCCCUUCUAUCAGCCAAUAAUGAGAAGAGUGCAAAAUCUGUAAUUUCUAGCCCCGACCCUUUUGAUUCUGUUUCUGACUUUGAAGCUGAUCGAAGCAGCAAACCUACUACUGCUGCAUUCUCGAGUUUGGGAUUUUCAGCAACAAAGGCCAGAUACAAGAAUGACUUCCGUGAUUCAGGUGGCAUUGAGAACCAAUCUGUUCAAGAACUGGAAAAUUAUGCUGUAUACAAGGCUGAGGAGACUACAAAUACUCUAAAUGGCUGCCUUAGAAUUGCUGAAGAAAUGAGAGGAGAUGCUUCAAAUACUCUUGUAAAAUUGCAUCAACAAGGCCAGCAAAUUACUAAGACUCACCAAACGGUUGCAGAUAUUGAGCACGACCUUAGUAGGGGUGAAAAGCUUUUAGGAAGUCUUGGCGGCUUGUUUUCUAAGACAUGGAAGCCAAAGAAAACACACAGAAUUAAGGGACCUCUUCCCGUUCAAGAUGAUUUUCAUACAAAAGGUAGCCACCUGGAGCAGAGACAGAAAUUGGGAUUAGCUACUGCUCCACCUCGAUCAGAACCUCGUCAUUUUUCCUCUGAACAAGCUUCUGCACUUGAGAAAGUCGAGCAUGAGAAGGCAAAGCAAGAUGAUGUGCUUUCAGAUUUGAGCAACAUGUUGGGCGAGCUGAAAAGUAUGGCUAUCGAUAUGGGUUCUGAGAUGGAGAGACAGAGCGUGGCUUUGGACCGAAUGCAAGACGAUACGGACGAGAUACAUGCGAGGGUUAAAGGUGCAAGCCAGCGAGGCCGUCGAUUGCUGGGAAAAUAAUCUCUUUUUUUUUCCUUUUGAGAAAAAUUUACGAGUAGAUGACUUGUAAUAAUAUAAUUCUGGUGCUCAUCUUCUUGGCAGUCUCAGUAUAUUGUGUACCACUGUAAUUGUUUGAUUCUUUUUGCUUCAAUCGCAAAAUUUAUUCAGUCUCGUUUACUCAA